UGUUUGCACAACAUUUGGUGGAGUGUUGACGGAACAUACCUGUAGCAAGGACACCUUGUAGUAUCGUCUUGGUUGGGUCAAGAAAGGUUCUCCUGCUUUCCUUCUCGGCUACAACAACUUAGAGAGACGGUUGUACAAUAUCCCAGUCUUCGUGAACAUUUUGGCGUCACUUCGGUCACAGAACGUGUCUGUUCUACAAUUCUUCUCAUAUGGAUGCCGUAUAACGUGCCGCACCGGUGCCCCAAGUGCUGUGAGACUCAACCCUACAAUUCAAAGAAAAGACUUACCGGAAUCUUCGACCGAAUCACUCCGCGUGUUUUAGGAAGUCGGUGCCGCGUCCCGUCCUAGUUUCGAGACAAGGUUGUUAGUGAUGCGCCGCAGCGACUUGCCGACGUGACCCGCGAUGGAAGGGGAACCGGUGAACAACAUCAGCGGGCCAGGCUGCAAUGAGUCCCGCCGUGCGGAAAGCAGCGUGUAGCUGGAGGCUGCUGGUCGUCUUGGUGCUGCUGGGCGUUGUGGCCUUACAGGUGCUCUUGAACGGGUAUGUGCACAUUGCCGGGACGGGAAGGCCCCGCUGGCCCUACGGCGGGUCCUCGCGUCUCAUUAGAGAGGGUCUGUCGAGGGACGUAUGGGAAACAGCGGGAGACCGCGAGGAGGUUUCGACUGUCUUGCGGAAGAACGGUCGUUCUACCACCGACAGCCACACAGACUCGCUCCGCACCAGCCAGUCAGAUAUUCUCCCGGAGUAUCACCAAACCACCGCCGGUAGAAACGCUUCAAUGACAGCCGGCAAUGACUUAGUAACGAUCUCACGCGGCGCAUCAUCCACACUGCUGAACAUUACAAGCAUCCUCACCUUACCAAUAGGCAGAGGAGAGCGGACAAACGACGGGUGGGAUAGGAUUCUCAACAACACAAUUCUCAGGGAAAUGUUCGAGCUGUCUCACGCUCUUGGUCUGCCAGUAGAGAGAAGAAAACACAACAGCGACGUGAUUAAAACGGUUUUAACCUUCCUGCAAGAGAAGCGCCCGCGGUUGGCUAAUGUCAGCAUGGAGUUGCUGAAACUCAGGCGGGAGCACGAUGACCAAGGCCGGGAGAAGCCGAAGGAACUCUGCCCUCUGGUGCCCCCACAUCUCGUCGGGCCAUUAAUAGUCGACGUAAAAAGUGUAUCCAAAUUUCGUGACAUUGCGAAGAAAAACCCCGAGGUGAGACCAGGUGGAAGAUGGAAUCCGCCAUAUUGCAAGUCCAGACACAAGGUGGCGAUAAUUGUUCCCUAUCGUGACCGUGAGCAGCACCUACGGAUCUUCCUAAAACACAUGCACCCGGUACUGAGGCGUCAGCAGCUCGACUAUGGGAUCUACAUCGUGGAACAGUACGGAGAACCCAAGUUCAACCGUGCCAUGCUGUUCAACAUCGGCUUUACGGAAGCGCUGAAAGAGUACGACUAUGACUGCUUCAUCUUCCACGACGUGGAUCUGAUUCCCGAGGACGACAGAAACAUCUACUCCUGUCCUGACACGCCCAAACACAUGUCCGUGGCUGUAGACGAGAUGAACUACAGAUUACCCUACGAUAGUAUAUUUGGCGGCAUCUGUGCUCUGUCCACGGUGCACUUCCAGCGUGUGAACGGCUUCUCGAACUCGUUCUGGGGCUGGGGAGGUGAAGAUGACGACAUGGCAAACAGACUGACUGCACAUAGUCUGUAUGUCAUGAGACCUCCAGCAGAAAUAGCCCGGUACAAGAUGAUCCCACAUAGGAAGGCUAAACCCAGUCCUGACAGAAUGCAGAAGCUGAACACGGGACGAGACAGAUACGGAACGGACGGUCUCAACAGCCUGGAGUACGAGCUUCUCGCCCUGUCUCAUCAACCACUCUUCACCUACAUCGCUGCAAAACUGGAGCGAACUACCGAUCCCACGGAAGACUCGUGGCUUCCACCUUGGCUCUUGCUAAACAGUGCCAAAGCCUUCCAAGACUUCUGGAAGAAGAGCUGGCUAAAGCAAAAGGCCGACAAUGAUACCCUUUCUCGUUACCAGAAGAACUGGUCCGAGAGAAAACAUAAUAAAGUCAAACAAGCUGACGAGAGAAGAAGCAGGUACGUGGUCUCGAACACAACCCGCGAGGAAGACAUCAGAAAAUUUAUCCGGAGAGAUGGUAGCUACGCUGCAUCUUCUCAAGGUCAAACAAAACGACAAGGUCAUGCUGCAAAGAAAACAAACCAACAGGGAACAGGCGUAGGAGAUAUUUCGUAUCGGAAGAGAGGCAAUACACAGACAAACAGGUUAUCACAGAACUCCUCAUCUAUGCAACAGGCAGAUCAAACGCCGUAUAAGACGCCUGUUUUAGAUACUGUUGGGAAGUCCCAGAGACCACAGCCGUGGAUGCAAGAUUAUCAAAGACCGAAUGGGUCAACGGACGGGAAGGGUAAGAAACAGACAAACGGUCGGAAGUAUAAGCCGAAGGCACAACAGAGAAAACAGCCUCAAACAUGGCAUCGGGUUCAUAAAUACCAUCAAAGGUCUGGAUAAAUGCCGUAUAGUAAACCCAAGCAUCAACAAAUGAUGCACAGUCAAAUAUCUGCAUCUAAUAUCAGUGUAUGUUCAUCAGCAGUUGAUGAAAUUAUCAUCAUCAUAAUCAUCUUAUCAAAGGAACACUAGACUCCAGAAGAAGGGGUUAUUUUCCAAUUGAGUGUGUAACAAUCAAUACAUAAUAAGGUAACAUUUUGGCAGAAUUCCACUUAUGUUGAACUAUGCGACGUGUGUUGGGGAAAACAACAUGGUACUCACAAACCCAAUAAAGACCCUACUCAUGCAUUCGCCCAGACACUUCUUUCAUCAUUUAUAUUCACCAAAGGACACAAAGAAAGCCAAUUAUUUAUAAUAUAUUAAAGAACACAAAACGUUUUUUUAAAAUAAUCUAAUAACCCCUGAAAUUAUUUGUGUAAGCUAACUUUCGUCAGACAUAUUUAGCCAUAAACCGAAAUUGUUUUAUUUAAACCGUCCAUGUUUUAAUAUAGGUACUGAAGUAGAAUAUUGAAUGCUUUUAUGUGUGUGGGACCAGAUCGUACUUUAUCGUAUGCAGUAUUUCCUAAAUCAUAUUAUUUAUUGAAAUGUAACACCCCCUUCUGGAGUUUAUUGCUCCUCUAAGCAUCAAUCUACCGACCGCUUUUGGCACCUGAGCUUAGGUGGGAAGUAUGUUUUUGCUUUUCUGCUCGUGUCAUGCUUAAAUAUAAUAAAACGUUAUGACAAACCCAAUGUGGUAAUAACAUAACAUCAAACGUGAUCCAAAUGACAUAUGAAAUGAUGUCGAAGCAAUUACCAUCAAUAUACCGAUGAUAAUGAAAACAAAGAUGUCAAUGCUACCAACACAGAGAUAUCUUGGAACCUAAGGCCACACUGACUUAAUUUUAUGGAUGACACCCUAUGCAUGGAGACCCGAAAUUGAUGCGUGAGUGCGAAAAAAAGAGAAAGAAAUCUAGCAAAAAAUUAUGCUAAAUCACAGGACAAAAUAUCCAGUCCAUUCCUUCCUAGACUUGUUUUGUAUGACAAAUGUUCACCUCCAGUAACACUGUAAAAGACAAUCGUAGCAAUUUCAAUCCCAAUUCCCUGACCAUGUGCCCCCUUACUUUGGAGAGCAGAUUCUCUGGCAAGCAUAAACUUCUGACUAACCAGGGAUGCUAUUGGGUAACAUGUGGCCACAUUUUUUAGAACAGUCUAAAAAAAACGCGCGCGCGGAUGUCAUCCAUAACAUUAAGUCAGUGAGGCCUAAUCGUCAAAGCCAGUUCGUCUUAAUGCCCCGGCUUUACCAUACAAACAAAUUUUAUAUUUUAUGAGCAACUAGCACUAGAUUUUCUUAACAAUUGUUGAAUGCCAAGAGAUUAAGAACAUAUCACUGGCGGAUAGGAGGGUUCUUUUAUUUUGAAGGUGUGCCUUUUGAUAAAUUGCUAUACUGCAACUUUUGUUUUUGUUUGACAGACAAUAGUCAGCUAUUACCACAUUCCAUUUUGUAAACAGGCAAAGGGAAUCUCUCUAACAUAUCGUCAAAAAGAAACCCACAGCAUGUUCUGUUAACCGUUAUGAGUACAUUAUGGUAGAGAAUAAAUGAACUCAGUAUAUCUUCGUGAUAGGAUACUGAAGUCGUUUUCGUUUUGUGUCACGGAUGGGUGUUCGUGACAUUUCUCUGUGUCAACAACGUGGAUCAUGUAAAGGUUAAUAUCUGCCUGUCACAUUAAAGUCGUCUGUGAAAAACAUCUGGUCGUUUUACCCAAUCACGGGACCAAUGAUGUGAACGGACGAGCUAAUGUCAGUAAAAACAUUCCACGAUACGUCUGAGUUUAGCGUUAAAAGAACAAUUGAGUUGUGAUACGUUUUUCGUUCACCAUUGUGAGUUUCGUAAUUGUCACAUUCUUGUAAACGUGUACAUUGCCAAAGGAGAUAUACAAACAGUGCGAGUUGAAUAAAUACUGUGACGAAGCGACA
Molecule: messenger RNA, 4478 nt
Organism: Branchiostoma floridae (Florida lancelet)
Lineage: Eukaryota; Metazoa; Chordata; Leptocardii; Amphioxiformes; Branchiostomatidae
Exons: 9
Coding region: 447-2528 (693 amino acids)
Biological process (GO): carbohydrate metabolic process
Molecular function (GO): glycosyltransferase activity
Source: RefSeq, a predicted model, not a curated record